AGAAUGUUGUAAUUCCACUCGUUCAUUACUAUUCUUAUUGAGUCGUCGUUUACUUUGUAUUUUGUAAGAACAUAACUAGGGAAGAAACGUCUUUAUACUUUAUAAGAUAUAAACAAAGAACUCGAUUAAUAAAAUCAACUCGAUAAAACUUCCACAGCGCUACCUGGAAAAGUGAUUCAGAAACAAGUAACGCGUCGAAAUGGAACAAAAACUUCCGCCAUUUUCUAAGUGCUGCUUCACUUUUGUGGGAUUUUCAGAGGAAGAGAAAGCUCGCAUGGAGGAAAAGGCUAUUCAACAUGGAGGGAAAAUCUGCAAUCUUGAAAGUAAGAAGUUUACGCAUAUUGUUGUGAAGGGUAGCGAUAAAGAGAUUCCUCAAGAUGCGUUGGAAGUGAAGAAUGUAAAAAUUGUCAAACAAGAGUUGUUUCGGGCGAGCAUUCAAGACGAUGCACGUGGUGAUUCGGGCUCGUCCCUUCUUAAAAAGCGAAAUAAUCGAAAACGAAGUCGAGAAAAAGAAACAGAAGAUUCUUCUUGUCACCCACCUAAAAAAAAGAGUAAUGAUAUUUUAUCAGAAAGUUCAUACUCAGGCAUGAUUUCUCCGCCAACAAAUGAAUUGGUGUCACAAAAUAGACAUGCUGCACCAGUGAAAGACGUUUCGCCUCCGAAACCCAAGACAAUGCGCGAAAAAGUUGCUUUAGAAUUGUUAAAAAAUGAACAGGACUAUGUGGAAACACUCGAUACAAUUAUGAGUGCUUUGGAACAAAGAGAUGCGACAGAUGGAGCAAUCUUGGCACAAGGGAAAAUCGAUAGAAUACUUGGAAAUUUACCCCAUAUCAAAAAAAUUCAUUAUGAAAUGAUGGUUGAAUUGCAAAAUCUAAUAUCGUCUUGGACAGAAGAUAUGUGUAUUGGAAAUGUGAUUUUGAAACAUGUUGUUGAGCUCAGGAAUGCCUACCCUGAAUAUGUAAAUUCCUUUCAAAUGCGAAAAGAAACUGCUGUGAAAUGUGACAAAGGAAAUCAAAGAUUUAAGGAAUUUCAAAAGAUAUGUCUCAGUCAACCAGAAUUUGGUCGUCAGAAAUUUCCAGAACUUCUUAUCAAACCCGUUCAAAAACUACCGAGCAUGAACCUCAUUUUGAAAAGAUUGCUCAAGGAAACAAGAAAAGCAAACUCAAAUAAUCCAGACAUUGUUCAUCUAGAAAAAGCGAUUGAAGCUCUCGAAAGUGUCCUUACACAUAUUAAUGAAUGUAAAAAAGAGGCUGAUAGUGAAGCCCAAAUGUUCAUUUUGUCUCAAAUCAUGCAAGACAUUGAAAACUGCCCGCAAGACAUUUCAAGUAAUGGUCGGUCUUUUGUUGUAAAAAUAGAUGGAUUCAGAUUAAGUGAUGAAUUUGGUGAAAAAGCACAACCUGUAACAUUGUUUUUGUUCAACGAUAGUCUCGAGGUGACAAAACGCCGCAGUAAAGUCGCAUCUUUCCGAAUGAAAGGUUCAGUUCGCAGAAAGCCUUAUGAACAUUUGAAGUUUAUUCGACUGUCAGAAUUGUGUAAAGUCGUUGACAUCACAGAGCAAGGCGAAAAUCACAAUCUAUUUGGAUUUAUGUAUUCAUCAAGUGAUGAGAAAAACUUUCCAAAAUUUCGUCUCGAAUCAAAUGAAAUCACAAAGGAAGAGUGGUUGGACAAUUUUGUCACUUCCUUAGCUAACGUUGCUUCAGUUGCAAACAGAGACGAGUGUAUUAUCAAAAGGGAUGCUAAUGAAUUGAAAAUAAAGAAGAGUGAUCUAUCCUAGAUGAAAUAGUCAAAAAUUGGUCGAUAUGUCAGUACAUAUGUCAUUACAAUUUAAAAACGUAUGUGUGUAAGUGUUUUAUGACACAGCUAAUGCAUCUUAUGUGAGUACUGGAUCAUCUGGAAUCAUACCAAGUGUAGAUUGUUGUCAGAUAAGGCUAAAUGCUAAAUUAAACUUAUCAUGCGCUUAGUCAUAAA
Messenger RNA from Xenia sp. Carnegie-2017, 1968 nucleotides. RefSeq names its product protein ECT2-like. Gene Ontology annotation, molecular function: GTPase activator activity; guanyl-nucleotide exchange factor activity. Gene Ontology annotation, cellular component: cell cortex; nucleus. Gene Ontology annotation, biological process: nervous system development; activation of GTPase activity; regulation of cytokinesis, actomyosin contractile ring assembly. The transcript is spliced from 16 exons. Bases 200 to 1774 code for a protein of 524 amino acids. The record is from RefSeq and is a predicted model, not a curated record. Lineage: Eukaryota; Metazoa; Cnidaria; Anthozoa; Malacalcyonacea; Xeniidae.